Molecule: messenger RNA, 2938 nt
Organism: Scophthalmus maximus (turbot)
Lineage: Eukaryota; Metazoa; Chordata; Actinopteri; Pleuronectiformes; Scophthalmidae
Gene: glra4a
Product: glycine receptor, alpha 4a
Exons: 10
Coding region: 141-1631 (496 amino acids)
Biological process (GO): nervous system process; regulation of membrane potential; chemical synaptic transmission
Cellular component (GO): neuron projection; synapse; plasma membrane
Molecular function (GO): transmembrane signaling receptor activity; glycine binding; transmitter-gated monoatomic ion channel activity
Source: RefSeq, a predicted model, not a curated record
GAGAGAGACGAUGCCUUCCUCCUCCUCCGACACUCGCUCACGAGCCGCUCACUGGAUUUGAUCUGAUUUGCCGACAAUUCAUUUGUUCAAGUUUUUUCUUUCGACGGGACCGAGCGCAGGGUUUAGUUCGCAGCCAGAGGAUGCUCCCACGGGUCGUUCGGAUUCUGUAUGUCUUGUCUUUCUGCUUUUUCCAAGGAGGCUUUAUCAGACCGAGCUCCUGUAAGGAGGAGAUAAAGCCCCCCAGCAGGGCAGGACCACAGCUGUCGCCUUCUGACUUCCUGGACAAGCUCAUGGGGAGAACGUCUGGAUAUGAUGCUCGCAUCAGACCCAACUUCAAAGGUCCACCUGUGAAUGUCACCUGUAAUAUUUUCAUCAACAGCUUUGGGUCCAUCACAGAAACUACAAUGGACUACAGGCUCAAUGUAUUUCUACGGCAGAAAUGGAAUGACCCUCGUCUGGCCUACAGCGAAUACCCGGAUGACUCCCUUGAUCUGGACCCGUCCAUGUUGGACUCUAUCUGGAAGCCCGAUUUGUUCUUCGCAAACGAGAAAGGAGCCAAUUUCCACGAGGUCACCACUGAUAACAAGCUGCUACGGAUUUUCCAAGAUGGCAGCGUUCUGUAUAGCAUCAGGCUGACUCUUACCCUGUCCUGCCCUAUGGACUUGAAGAAUUUCCCAAUGGACAUUCAGACCUGUACCAUGCAGCUUGAAAGCUUUGGUUACACCAUGAAUGACUUGAUCUUUGAGUGGCUGUCGGAGAACCCUGUUCAGGUGGCGGAAGAUCUCACCCUCCCACAGUUUGUGCUAAAAGAGGAGAAUGAUUUGGGCUACUGCACCAAAUAUUAUAACACAGGUAAAUUCACCUGUAUUGAGGUGAAGUUCCAUCUGGAACGUCAAAUGGGCUACUACUUGAUCCAGAUGUACAUCCCUUCCCUCCUCAUUGUCAUCCUCUCAUGGGUCUCUUUCUGGAUAAACAUGGAUGCUGCACCCGCCAGAGUCGGCUUGGGCAUCACCACUGUGCUGACGAUGACCACGCAGAGCUCGGGUUCGAGAGCCUCGCUGCCCAAGGUGUCUUAUGUGAAGGCCAUCGACAUUUGGAUGGCGGUGUGUCUUCUGUUUGUGUUUGCGGCGCUGCUGGAGUACGCAGCAGUUAACUUUGUCUCCAGGCAACACAAGGAGUUCAUCAGGCUGAGGAAAAAGCAGCGGCAACAAAGGAUAGUCGCGGCCAUUCAGCCUGGGAGUGUUGAGUCGCUGCGGAAAGCAAAUGACAUCCCUGGUCACAACUCAACCCACAGGAAUCUGAAUCAGCACUGCAGCGCCUGUGCCAGGGAGGAGGAGCUGAUAAGGGAGAGCCGCGGCUUUUACUUCCGGGGCUACGGACUGGGUCACUGCCUGCAGAACAAGGAUGGUGGCGCCGUGGAAGCAGCCACUGUGUUCAGCCCGCCGCCCCCUCCUCCCCCCCCGGUCACGGUGUGCGAUGGAGACGCCAUUCACAAGCGUUUCGUGGACCGGGCCAAGCGCAUUGACACUAUAUCCAGAGCCGUCUUUCCCUUGAGCUUCCUCAUAUUCAACAUCUUCUACUGGAUCACCUACAAAGUGCUGCGACACGAGGACAUCCAUGCAAAGUUGUAAGGCGCUCUAUGCCAACCCCGAGGCGCUGCAUUUCUUUUUUUCCUCAGAACCAAAACUGCCUGUCAGAUCUACAUUACGAUGAGGAAAUGUGUCAAGAGGCAGAUCUGCUUCUCCAAUACCAAUGCUAAACACUCUGUGCUCAGGUGCGUCUCCGGGAUCUCAGACAAAGAGAGACUAAGAGGAUAAGGUUCAGCUCCAUGGAUUCAGGCUGGUGUGGUUUGUGAUUGCCCCCUCGUCUCUGUCUUGGUUUGAUUUGUGCGGAAUUACGGAACGGACGCAAGAGACACUGGUGGUGGUACUUGUGAAUUCAUGACGUUUGUUUGAGAGUUCAGAGAAGUCGAUGUUGAUCCUGGCUGGAUGAGAUAUACUGACUUGAAUUUUGACACUACGCAUCUCCGAAUGAAUGUUUUUGAAAACUAAAAAAAAAAAUUAAAAAAUCUUUUUUUCUUUUUACAAAUAUCAAAUGUGUACAAAUGGGUGUGGGGGGAAGGAAAUGGUCUUUAAUAUUUAUGAUUAUUCAAUAGGUGGUGGUCCUUCAGUUCAGCUACUUGUAACAAGAGAUUAUACAUAUAUAUAUAUAUAUAUAUAACUGUGAAUAAAGUGUAUAUACACAAAGCUGUUCAUUAAGCUGCACAAAGCACAAAUAUGUAUUUCCUUUUUCUCGAAAUUUAAAUAAAUUGUUAUUCUGCCAGGAAAUCUGAAUCGAUUCUGCUCCUCUUUACCUUGAAGAUUUGGUUGAUUAUUUUGAAAAACAACGCAUGCACAUAAAUGUUUGUUUUUUUGUAUAGCGUACUGGAAAUUCAGUCACCGAUGAACAGCAUCACACUUAUUUUUCUUCAGAACAGAUUGAGAAUGCUGUAGAUAUAAUAUAAGAAAUCACUUCACAUCAGUGGUACCAGCUCUUUGUUGAGUUAUUUAAAAUGAUUUCUUUUUUUUAAAUUCCUGGCUGUAAUUGUUAGCUGUGAAACCAAACACUUACAUAAUCAACCAGGGAGGAAAUGUGGCCAAAUUUGUUGAAGAAACUGGAAGAGCUGCCGCUCGUCAGCCGGUCUCAGGAGUGGUUUGAAGUUGUGGAAAUGCAGGGAUUGUGGUGGAAUGGGAGCAUCGUCAGCAAGGGAGGACGAAGACUUUCUUAAAUGGAAAAUCAGAGGCUUGUUUUAUCAACUAAUGAGUUUGAAAAGCGCUCGGUCUUCCUCUGCUAAUGACAAUGAAUUCAGGCAGGCAGCUGGAGCCGUCUGUCCUUUUGUCGGCAAUCCUAAUCAACUCUUCUGUAUUGUAUGGUUUCCCAGUUAAUGAAAGUGUGUGUG